AGCCUCGCUCCCUCCCUUCCUUCUUCCUCCUUCCUCGAUCGCAUCGAAUCGACCGCCUCCGGCCGAUCGAUGAGCCGGAUACACCCCAACGGCACCGCGGAGCCCUCCUCCUCCAGGCGGCGGCGGGCGGCCUCGGCCUCGGGAUCGGCGGCGGCGGCGCGAUGCUGUGCCGGCACUAGUAGUAGUACUACUGUUGCGGCGGCGGCGGCGGCCUACACGGUGUGGAUGAGGUCCAGCAUGGGGUUCCAGGGCACGGACGGGGUGUCCGCCUACGACGCCGCGGGGGAGCUGGCCUUCCGCGUCGACAACUACUCGCGCCGCCCCAAGCUCCUCGCCGGCGAGCUGCUCCUCAUGGAUGGCCGCGGCCUCCCGCUCCUCUCCCUCCGCCCGCAGAUCAUCAGCAUGCACGACCAAUGGAACUGCUACAGAUCGGCAUCACCAGAAGACGAAUGCCAAGGCAAGAGUGCAAGAUCAUCGCAGCGACUCUUCUCGGUCAGAAAAUGCUCGGCACUCCUUCAGAGCAGCCGUGAAGCAGAGGUGUUCUUCUGCACCACCACCGCCGCCGACAGAUCAGCUUCAGAUCAUGGCGGCCCCAGCUUCUGGGUCGAGGGCUGCUUCCUGAGGAGAAGCUGCAAGAUCCGCAGGGGCAGCGACGGUGAGGAGGUGGCCAGGAUUGCUAGGAAGAAGGCUGGGGCGGGCGAUGACAACAAGGCCGGCGCGUCGACGCUCCUCGGCGAGGACGUGUUCAGCCUCGUGGUGCAGCCAGGGGUCGAUUCCGUGACGAUCAUGGCCAUUGUUGUCGUCCUGGACCGGAUCUGCCGGAGGCCCUACACGCCGUUGAUGUGCUCUUCAUAGCCUGUGGUCAACAAAGGAUGAGCCUCUGUUUGUUUGUUUUUCAUACAUUGGGAAGAAACAUAGAAGACGUUCCUUUUAUUUCAGUUGUUCAAGUGGCAGUCGCCUGAAGCAAGUAAAGAACCGGUGGAGAUAAACUCUUUGUUGUUCGGUUAAUUGCAGCUGUCAGGUGGCUGAAAGUGAAACAAACUUCUUUUUUGCAUUGCAGUGCAUAAUGAAAUCCCAUAGAUGGUGUCAGCAUUGUCCUUGGAAUUUCAGACUUGGAAUUUCUCUUCCUUUGCCUUCCCAUUAGUCUCCUAGCUAUUGUCCUUUGAUGUCAGUAUCAUGUUGAAUUUAAUUAUA
Molecule: messenger RNA, 1194 nt
Organism: Brachypodium distachyon (stiff brome)
Lineage: Eukaryota; Viridiplantae; Streptophyta; Magnoliopsida; Poales; Poaceae
Product: protein LURP-one-related 5
Exons: 2
Coding region: 70-855 (261 amino acids)
Source: RefSeq, a predicted model, not a curated record